AUGAAAUUGGAUAGUACUGGAUCUUUUGCGAAAUCGUCCGAGAAAGUGCUUCAAGCUUCUUAUGAACUAUCGCUUAUCAUCGCAAAGGCAAAGAAAAGUCAUACUAUCGGAGAAUCACUUAUUAAACCUUGCUUGUUAAAAGCAGCUGAUAUCAUUCUGGGACCAGAAAUUAAACAAAAAUUUUCGCAGAUACCCCUCUCUGACAAUACUGUCAAACGUUGCAUUGAUGAUAUGGCUGAAGAUAUAAAAAAACAAGUAGUAGAGGCCGUGAAAGAAUCAACAUUUUAUGCAAUACAGUUGGAUGAGAGUACCGAUAUAGCACAAUGUUGUCAACUUUUAGUUUUCGUUCGAUACAUGCAAAACGAAACAAUAAAAGACGAAUUGUUGUUUUCUACAGAAUUAACGACUACCACAAAAGCAACUGAUAUAAUGACAGCAGUUUCUGAUUUUUUUGCGAAACACGAACUGUCGUGGCAAAAGUUAAUGGGUGUUUGCACAGACGGUGCACCGACAAUGCUUGGGUCUCGCUCAGGUUUCGUACAAUUGGUGAGAGAAAAAGAUCCUAAUGUUAUUGCAAUUCACUAUUUCAUACACCGUCAAGCCCUGGCGGCCAAGACACUUUCAAAUGAAUUCAACGCUAUUUUAACAUUAUGCAUAAAAAUUGUCAAUUAUGUUAAAAAGAGUGCUUUGAAUACUAGACUUUUUACGGCUCUUUGUGAAGAUUUGGGUACAGAACAUAAGACUCUGUUAUUUCAUACUGAGGUGCGCUGGCUCUCAAAAGGAAAUAUGCUGACUAGGUUAUAUGAGCUUCGAGAUGAAGUUAUUCAGUUCUUGGAUAAUCAAAAACAAAGUGAAUUAUUUGUAGAAUUCAGAAAGCCAAAAGUUCAAGUGGUAUUUGCUUAUUUAACGGAUAUGUUCGAUUCAUUAAACUCAUUAAACAUAAAACUGCAAGGAGGAGAUUCAAAUAUAAUUAAUCACCGAGAUGCUAUCACAGCGUUUACUGAGAAGUUGCUAUUGUGGAAACGUAAGAUUUUAGCAGACAAUUAUUCGUGCUUUCCUAAAUUAUAUGCAAUCACAGAGAACAAAUGUUUUAUGGAGUUUUUUUGCGAAACCGACACUAAGACCGAAAUAUCCAACCACUUGCAGCACCUCAGUGAUGAAUUCAAGCGCUACUUCCCAAACUUGUGUGAUGACAAUAUUUAUCGAUUGGCGACGGAUCCUUUUCACAUAGACAUAGACGUGCUGCCAGACCUACUUUAA
Messenger RNA from Parnassius mnemosyne (clouded apollo), 1260 nucleotides. The record is from the annotation of a GenBank genome assembly. NCBI's taxonomy places the organism in Eukaryota, Metazoa, Arthropoda, Insecta, Lepidoptera, Papilionidae.